AUGGCAGCUUUACCACAACAUUGGAAAAAUUUAACUGUUUCAUUAGCUGAUGCUAUAUUAACUAAACCACAAAAUAGUGGUCUCCAUGGUGGAACUGUAUCUAUGAAUAGACCUAAAGUUAAUGCAAUGUCUAUUGGAUUACUUAAUGAACUUGAACAAGCUUUUGAUCAUGCUUCAAAAACUAAUCAUAUCAAAGGUGUUCACUUGCGUUCUAAUAUUAGUUCGGUAUUUUCUGCUGGUCUUGAUCUUAUUGAUAUGUAUGAACGAUGUGCUCAGCGUCAUCGACCAAUAAUCGAUAAGUUUGUCUUUGCUACACUUAACCGUGGUAUCACAGCACCUCUUCAUUGUUUAAAACCAGUUGCAUGUUCACUUGAUGGUCAUGCAAUUGCUGCUGGUCUUUUACUUGUACUUGCAUGUGAUUAUAUUGCUAUGGGUACACGAAAACCAUUUCGUAUUGGUCUUACAGAAUUAGCUGUUGGUGUACCACUUUCUGCAAAAUCACUUGAAAUUGUACGACAUCAACUUGAUCCACAACUUGCUCAUCGAUUAAUCUUUGAUGCAAAUCUUGUAUCAUCAAAUGAUUUUCCGAUUCGUUGUGAACGAAGCGAAACACCAGACGAUUUAGCACAAAAAUGGUUAAAAAUGAUAUGUAAACGACCAUUAGAAGGUUUUCAAAUAACAAAAAGAAAAUGGUGGUCAAAUAUAAUUAAAUUAGAUUCUAUGGAUAAUGAACAAGAAAAAAAAGAAUAUUUUAAUACUGUCACUGGUGAAGAUUGUUUACAAGCUAUGAAACAGACACUUAAAAGAUAA
Rotaria sp. Silwood2 is the source of this 810-nucleotide messenger RNA. Lineage: Eukaryota; Metazoa; Rotifera; Eurotatoria; Philodinida; Philodinidae. The record is from the annotation of a GenBank genome assembly.